AUGGCGGUAGUGGAAGAAGUGUGCCCGGAAAAAAAAAGUGCAUUCGAAUCUGUGAGUUUAUCACGUAUGACAAUGACACGAAGAAUAGAAGAUUUAGGAAGUGAUCUUAUGGUACAAUUAAAAUCAAAAGCAAGUCAGUUCAAAAUGUUUUCCAUUGCUACAGAUGAAUCUACGGACGUGACUGAUAUUGCGCAAUUGCUUGUAUUCAUCCGUGGAAUAAAUAAUAGUUUUGAAGUUACGGAGGAACUUGCUGCAAUGAAAAGUAUUAAAACAACUACUACGGGUGAAGAUUUAUUUAAGGAAGUAUCCGAAAUUUUUGAUGAUCUUAACCUUGACUGGAAUAAAUUAACGGCCAUAACUACAGAUGGCGCUCCAUCUAUGGUUGGUCGGCACAAUGGGCUAGUAGCCAGAUUAAGGAAAAAAGUGCUGGAAUCAAAUGGAUCACCGCCGUUGGAUAUACAUUGUAUCAUUCACCAACAAAAUCUUUGUGGAAAAAUUUUAAAUUCAGAUCAUGUUAUGAAGGUAGUUACUAAAUCCGUAAAUUUAAUAAGAUCAUAUUCUACGAAUCACAGAAUAUUCAAAGAAUUUCUUUUACAAAUUGAAGCCGAAUAUGGUGAUGUGGUUUAUCAUAGCGAAAUCCGCUGGCUGAGCCGCGGUAGGGUACUACAGCAAUUUUUUGAUUUGAGACAUGAAAUUGAUAUAUUCUUUAUUGAAAAAUCAACUCAGCUCCACGAACUAAGUAACCCUGUGUGGCUGUGGGAUUUAGCUAUACUCUGUGAUUUAACUGCGUAUGUAAAUGAACUUAAUCUCAAAUUGCAAUGCAAAGACAAACUUAUUUCCCAUGUAUAUGCUGAUUUAUGUGCGUUUCAAACAAAAUUAAAGCUUUUCAUACAGCAAACGGAAAAAGGACAGUUGACGCACUUUCCGACUUGCACUGCUUUACGUAAAGAAAGGAAAAAUGAUCAUUUUCCAAGUGAAAAAAUUACCAAGAUGCUGCAAUUACUCAGCAAAAGUUUCGAAGAUAGAUUUGCAGAUUUUCACCGGAUUAAAAAUGAAAUACGCUUGUUUGAAAAUCCUUUUACAGUGGAUGUUUCUACGGCGCCAGGUGAUUUACAAUUAGAAUUAAUUGAAUUGCAAUGCCAAACACCAUUACAGGAUCUUUUUCGCGAGAAGUCCUUACCAGAUUUUUAUGCAGCGUUAGAUUCUUAUCCGAAUUUGAGAAACCUUGGAAUGAAAAUGACAACGGCGUUUGCAAGCACGUACAUUUGUGAACAAACAUUUUCAACUUUAAAAAGAGCCAAACCAGCGUCUCGCGCUCGACUUUCAGAUGAUCACCUUCAUUCCAUAUUAAGGAUGAACGUCACUCAACUUGAACCAAAUAUUAAAAAAUUAGUUUCUGAAAAACAACAUCAGACUUCACAUUAA
This is a messenger RNA of Chrysoperla carnea, 1425 nucleotides long. RefSeq names its product general transcription factor II-I repeat domain-containing protein 2A-like. The transcript has a single exon. The coding region runs from base 1 to 1425 and encodes 474 amino acids. The record is from RefSeq and is a predicted model, not a curated record. Lineage: Eukaryota; Metazoa; Arthropoda; Insecta; Neuroptera; Chrysopidae.